This is a messenger RNA of Acomys russatus (golden spiny mouse), 1685 nucleotides long. It is a transcript of the gene Pthlh, whose product is annotated as parathyroid hormone like hormone. NCBI's taxonomy places the organism in Eukaryota, Metazoa, Chordata, Mammalia, Rodentia, Muridae. The record is from RefSeq and is a predicted model, not a curated record. Gene Ontology annotation, cellular component: extracellular region. Bases 693 to 1685 code for a protein of 330 amino acids. The transcript is spliced from 6 exons. Gene Ontology annotation, biological process: adenylate cyclase-activating G protein-coupled receptor signaling pathway; bone mineralization; regulation of chondrocyte differentiation. Gene Ontology annotation, molecular function: hormone activity; peptide hormone receptor binding.
GCUGGGGUGGGGCUCUGUGGCUCCGGACUUCGCUGCGCUCCCCGCCCCCACCGGCCCGCUCACCCUUGCUCAGCCAGCGCGCGUUCCUCGGGCGCCACCUCUUUGCGACUCGCUCACUUCUCAGCAGGUUGGCCCGGGGAGCGUGUGAACCUUCCCGGGCUGGACUCACAGCUCCUCUCCAACCUGCGCCGCCCCAGCUGGGCCGCUCCGCUCCGCCCCGCCGCCGGAACCCGCCCUCGCGGCCACCUGGCCCUCGCAUCCACGACACGCGCGCCUGCAACUUGUUCAAGGGCGUUGUGGAAUCAACUUUCCGGAAGCAACCAGCCCACCGGAGGAGGUAGACCGACAGCUAUGUAUAUAUACGCGCUCUGCCGCAAGUGGCUGUGCACCCAGAAGCCCAGGGUACAGGGCAGCUGACUCCUGCGGGACACUCGCGUUUGAAGAAGCGGUUCACACUGCCCCCCGAACCCCAAAGCGCUGCCGCCAAGACUAAACAUUGCUAUGGGAGCCACGGCAACACGCCACGCAUCCCGGACUUCUAUGUAAAACGCUCAGUUUUUGCUCUUCUUUCAAGUGGAAGCUCUCUGGUUGCUUUUUUCCCCCCUCUCGGGUCCCUUUUUUGCCUGUGUGGUUUGGGAGAGGCACAGUUGGAGGCGCUGAUUGCUACAGAAGUCCCCGGAGCCGCGAGCGGCAUGAUGCUGCGGAGGCUGGUUCAGCGGUGGAGCGUCCUGGUAUUGCUGCUCAGCUACUCCGUGCCCUCCUGCGGGCGCUCUGUGGAGGGGCUCAGCCGCAGGCUCAAGCGCGCAGUGUCGGAGCAUCAGCUGCUGCAUGACAAGGGCAAAUCCAUCCAGGACCUGCGCCGCCGUUUCUUCCUCCACCACCUGAUCGCAGAGAUCCACACAGCCGAAAUCAGAGCUACCUCGGAGGUGUCCCCCAACUCCAAACCUGCUCCCAACACCAAAAACCACCCCGUGCGGUUCGGCUCAGACGACGAGGGCAGAUACCUAACUCAGGAAACCAACAAGGUGGAGACGUACAAAGAACAGCCGCACAAGACGCCUGGGAAGAAGAAGAAAGGCAAGCCCGGCAAACGCAAGGAGCAGGAGAAGAAGAAGCGAAGGACUCGGUCCACCUGGCCGGACACUGCGGGGAGUGGCCUGCUGGAGGACGCCCUGCCCCACACCUCCAGGACCGCACUGGAGCCCAGCUCGAGGCUCAAACAUAAGAACGUUAACGCCCUGGGCCCCACCUCUCAGAGCCUGGUCACACCUGCAGGCCAGGUGAGGUUCUGGUCCUUCGGGGUCACUGUGGCUUGUGAGGACUCCGAGGUUCCCCGAGCCUUCUUUUACCCGUCGUCCGUGUACUCACCACAGAUCACUUCUGCUCUUGGCUCUGCUGAUGUGGAAGGUGAGGCUGCAGAGAGAGAGAAGCCCUUACGUCUGCCAACCUCCCUGGCAAUGAGACGUAUCCUACGGACUGGGACCUGGGCUCACGCAUUCCGAGAGGUCCUGGUAGCUAACGCAGGCGGAUGCAUGCUCUUACUCCCAUAUCUUCACGGGAUCGACAAGAAAGAGCUAUUGGCACUGAUGUCUGAAAAGGAACAGAGAGGGUCGGGCAGCCCUCCUCUGCUUGUGCGCGAACACCAGAAAGGGAGCCCUGGGGGUCGUUUAACAGGCUGGCAGUGA